AUGGGCUCCGAUACGUUUCAUUCCCACGUCUCCGUCUUCGUCUCAUUUAUUCCACCGCUUCCAGAUUCUUCUUCUCAAUUACGCCCGAAAAAGCUUUCACCACCACCACCGCUCACUCUAUCUUUCCUCUCUAUUCCACCUAUCGGCUGCUUCUUCUACAUGAUACCGGUGCAGUUCUUGAGGAUCGAUGGUACUACCAAAGCCAGUGACAGAUUAAAGAUUGUUGAUGAUUUUCAACAGGGUAUUGGAGCUCCAAUAUUUCUUUUAACUUCUCAAGUUGGUGGUUUGGGACUCACCUUAACAAAAGCAGAUCGGGUCAUAGUAGUUGAUCCAGUUUGGAAUCCAAGUACUGAUCGUGCAUAUCGAAUUGGACAAAAGAAAGAUAAAAUUGUAUACCGUUUGAUGACUUGUGGUACAGUUGAGGAAAAGAUAUAUAGAAAACAGAUGUACAAAGGGGGUUUAUUCAGAAGUGCUACUGAACACAAAGAGCAAAUUCGGAUUUUAGGGAGCUUUUCAGUAUCCCAAAACAGGGUUUUGAUGUUUCUUUAACUCAACAACAGUUGCAUGAAGAGCAUGAUUGUGAACACAAAAUGGAUGCAUCUCUUAAAGAUCACACAAAGUUUUUUGAGUCUCUUGGUAUAGCUGGAAUUAGUAACCACAGUUUGCUUUUCUCAAAAACUGCUCCAUUCCCUGUUGUGCAAGAUGAAGAACUAACAAGGCAAUCAACUUAUGUGGGAAACUCAUCUUCUUACAACUCACGUGAACCAAACAUGGAUGCGUUAAAAAGAACACAGAAGACCUAACACAUCAACAUGUAGAUACUCGGUCAAAGGCCAGUUUGAUAGUGUUGCAGCUGAGUCUAGAUAGGGAAUAAGAAGUGGCCAUGUACCUGGGAGCAACUGCAUUCCUUUUGCUCAGGUUUGGAUCAUAUAAUUAGGAAACCGGUAAAAUAUCUUCAACACCAAGGAGUGAGUGAAAAAGUCAUACCAUGCUAAAUAGAAAACUAUGCUGUGUAAAUGAGCAAAGUCAAUGCAUAGUAACAAAGUAGGUUUCCAAAGUCAAUUUGUAACAUAAUAUUGUUAUGCAGUAAACAGUAAUGUACUUUCACCUUUCAUUUUUUCCGUUUUUUGUAUUUACUUUUUAUUUUUUUUUCCAAAUAACUAACUUCAUUACCAUUAGGCUCAUCACCCAUUCUUACGAGUUACAUACACUAAAUAACAACG
Molecule: messenger RNA, 1223 nt
Organism: Lactuca virosa
Lineage: Eukaryota; Viridiplantae; Streptophyta; Magnoliopsida; Asterales; Asteraceae
Source: the annotation of a GenBank genome assembly